GCGCGGCAGAGGGACAAUCGGCGAGAAGCGGCGGGUAUCAAGGAGAAGCUAGAGAGAAGGAGGAAAAACCCGAAAGUGCUGGCGAACUUUCCGCCGCGCCGCCCCUGGAGAUGGACACACUCGGCAUUGACCCUUCCUACGCUGCGUACCAACACCAGCACCACAACCACACCCAUGGACACUUCGCAACGCAGCAAUUACCAUCGAUCACUGCGCGCAAGCGCAAGGCUGAUGCGCCACCAGAGAACAAUGAACGGCUUUCCAAGCGGAUGAGUUUGUUGAACCUCGAACAAUCCGGCCAAAAGUUGCUCGUCCCGGUCGAGAAUAUAAGGUCUCAUUUUCCGGAUCACAUCAACAAAUCUCAUGAGAAUAAGCAAAGGCCAGGCGAUGUUGAUGAUUCCCGAAUGCAACUCGACGACACCAAGUACAAAGUCUACAUCAACAACCUGGACGACGAACUGGCCUCUGACAACGAAAGCGACGGCGAAAGCGGAAUGGUAUUCCUUCCAGACAUUGAGAAGUAUCUACGCGCCACCCGUAUCCCGACCCGUGUGCUCGACCCCCGGCCCGACCCCGCUGCCGAACUGGCGGGCAAGGAGCUGGUGCUGUACAGCGAACCAAGUUCCAUCUCGGUUCCCAUAGAGCAGGACAGUGUACGCAGGGCCAUACUGGAAGCAAGGGCACGGGCGCGGGAGAAGCAACGGGCCGAGCGUGAGCGGGAGCCGGCUGCUUGCCAGGCGCCGGUCCCUGGGCCGAUGACGACACUGUCGGCACCAUCAGCGAGGAUGCUUGUAGGUGCUGUUUCAGGAUUAGGGCACGUGGAGGAUCCGGAUGCGAUGGAACUUGAUUAAACGGGUUCGACGGCGGCUGUUAUU
Molecule: messenger RNA, 875 nt
Organism: Chaetomium strumarium
Lineage: Eukaryota; Fungi; Ascomycota; Sordariomycetes; Sordariales; Chaetomiaceae
Exons: 2
Coding region: 111-851 (246 amino acids)
Source: RefSeq, a predicted model, not a curated record